Zootermopsis nevadensis is the source of this 4482-nucleotide messenger RNA. RefSeq names its product aurora kinase C. NCBI's taxonomy places the organism in Eukaryota, Metazoa, Arthropoda, Insecta, Blattodea, Termopsidae. Gene Ontology annotation, biological process: protein phosphorylation. The record is from RefSeq and is a predicted model, not a curated record. Gene Ontology annotation, molecular function: ATP binding; protein kinase activity.
UUUAAUAUGAGGAUGUGUUACAUUCAUGAAUUUCAUUAAUGCGUUGGUAAAAUUUGCUCAGAACUGUUAGGUUUGAUAAGAAGCAUUGUUAACCUUUAGCAGUAUAUACUGAAAUAAAAAUGCAUUUGUAAAUUUGGUAAGGUUAAAGCCCCCACCGACAAUUCGAAGGAUUACGGUGUUCCGGAUUUCUGUGCAUGUUGUUUAUUUCAUUGAAAUAGUGAAUUAUACAUGUGAAGUAGUUUCUAAUUAUGAGUAACAAAGAAAACAAACCACAGCCAAAAGUUGCCAAGGUUCCUUGCUCCAAACUGAUUCUCAAUAGACAUCAGCCUCUUGUUAAGUCAGUAAAGCAAACUACAAAGCCAGCCUGUAUUAAAAGUGUGACCCAAGGAACAACUCACACUCUUCACACACAGAAACCCAUUGUACGUUCAAGAGAUAAUCAAGACACAAAAGUGACAAUAGAAAAUGUUCCUUGCAUGACAAAGGUGACCCAAGCAUCCAAACCUGUAGAGGUAACCUGUACAAAUGGAAAAAAUCUCCCAUUGAAGGAAGUUCCCGCAGCAGCAAGUCAUUCUAAUGUAAAAUCUGUAUCUCAAAAAACUGUAGGUGUUACGGAGAACAACGCUUGUGCGAAAAAUGAGUCACAAAAACAAAAUGAUAGGAAAAAGUGGACUUUAGCAGACUUUGACAUUGGACGAGCUCUUGGAAAGGGAAAAUUUGGCAAUGUAUACCUUGCGAGAGAAAAGAGUUCUAAAUUUAUUGUUGCCUUAAAGGUUCUAUUCAAAUCCCAGAUUCAGAAAGCAAAUGUUGAACAUCAGCUGAAAAGGGAAAUAGAGAUACAGUCACAUCUGAGACAUCCCUACAUACUAAGGAUGUAUGGUUACUUCCAUGAUGACAGUAGGGUGUAUAUGAUCCUUGAAUUUGCGCCAAAAGGAGAAUUGUUCAAAGAACUUCAAAUACAACCAAACAAAAGAUUUACUGAAGAAAGGACUGCAAAAUACAUUGCACAGAUUGCAGAUGCUCUGAGAUACUGUCACAGUAAGAAAGUAAUUCAUCGAGAUAUAAAGCCAGAAAAUCUGCUGCUUGGUCUUAAUGGAGAAAUAAAGAUAGCAGACUUCGGUUGGUCAGUUCAUUCCCCAUCAUCAAGAAGAGACACAUUGUGUGGUACUUUGGAUUACCUUCCACCAGAAAUGGUCCAGGGUCAGCUGCAUGAUGAAAAGGUUGACUUAUGGAGCCUGGGCGUGUUGUGUUAUGAAUGCCUUGUUGGAAAGCCGCCAUUUGAAGCUGCAACAUAUGAAGAAACCUACCGUAGAAUUGGAAGGGCUGAAUAUUCUUUUCCAUCUCAUGUAUCUGAAGGUGCCAAAGACCUCAUUCGCAGAUUACUUGUAACAAAUUCUUUGCUACGCUUGCCAUUAAAAGACGUUUUGAGUCACGGAUGGAUUGUAAGUAGUGCAGUCAGCAGUAUUGAAAAUAAAUCAUCUUCAGAACAUACACAGAAAUCUACUGUAUAAUGUCACUGUGGUAGAUAAAGUUGCUGUGACCAGUAUUUAGCAUGUUAACCAUAAUAAAGUUUUUGUUAAAAAACAGUGAUAAAUGUUAGCAUGGUUGUGUGAAGAAGUAAAACUUACUAGUUGGCCAAUAUUCAAUAAAAAUUCUAAAAUUUAAGAUUUCUGACUCAGAACCAUGUUUUCUUUUUGCAUAUCCAGUUUGUUAAUCCAGAUUAUUACUACUUCCAAGUGAUGUUUUUAGUCGAUUUGGUUUUAAAAUUUGAAUGUAAGUCUGUUCUCUUGUCUAUGAUGAAGAGAAAAUGGAAGUUGAUGAAUGAGAAAAUUGAAUUUUUCUUCUUAUCCCUUUCUGAUACCAUGUUUGGUUUUUGCUUGGACUAUUCAAAUUUCCGCACCCCAGAAAAUAGGGAACUCAUCUGAGUUCCCUAUUUUAGAAGAAUUAUUGUAUUUAUCAGAAUGUUGAAUGAACUAGGGAACUUAUAUUUGGGAACAAUUACAUUUAAUAGACCAUCUAAUACAAAUUUAAUUUAAUGAUGCAGUAGUCAAAAAUACCACUUUGAAACUUACGUUUAAUAUCAGUGGUGAAAGUGGAUCUAAUUGUCAUUGCUCCUUUCUGUCAUUCUAGAACUGAUAGCUGAAGAUUAUUGUUAAAGACUAGAUGGUUUUGCGUGUGAUACACUUGUAGUCAUAAUAAUGUUUUUCAUUUUCAAACAUAAAAUAACUUUUAAACUGAAUUUCAGAAAGGUAGGAGCACUUAUAUACUGACAUUUGGAAAUUAUACAUUUACUUGUCUUUUAUAACAUUUCUUCCUGUGCCUUAAACCCCUUACCUGUACAUUUUUGGUUUGAUCUUCCCACGCAUUUGUUUUGUGUUCACCAUCAUAAGCUCACUCACAGUACUUCUACAUUCUAAGGCAUUUUGUAAGUGUACUCAGCACUCAUUACAUUGAUGUGCAACCUCUGGCUUUGGCGGUUUUUAUGCCACAAUUUACCUAUUGGGCUAUAAAAUUCAUAGUCACCUUACAGUUACUGUGGUCAACCACAGGCCGAAUCUCCCUGCUUUGAGGAUAUCAUGUUGCAGUUCUCGCCAGAAGAAAACAUGGCAAGAUGCUAAAGCAAAGAAGAAAACAGGGAUAACAAAGACACUGAAUAAAUUCCACAUACAUUAACUAUUUUCAAACUGCUUAUAAUGUCUUGAUAUUUAUUUGAAUUUACUGUGGAAUUAAUUGAUUGCAAACAUGUUAUUACUCAUUACCCUGAUUAUGGAGGUAGCAAGGACCUCAGAAAUAUUGUUAUAAUGUUACGACACUCGGCUUUUUCUAUUCAAUGAUUUCUGAAUAUCGGGUUCAUCUCAUGUUCAAGGUUUUCAUAUAAUAAUUCCAAUACAUGAAUUCAUGUGAACACAGUACAUUAUUAAUGCAGGAGUUCUGGUUUGAAAUGUGCAAUCAAACUGAAAUUGAUUAAAUAUUAAAUAUUUUUGUUAUGAAUUUCAUGGAGGGUAGAGACCUAUUCUCCAUCACAAAGAAUCUUCCUCCUCAUCCUACUUACUGAGUUUUAUUUGUGAAUUACUACUGGGUUGCUGGUAAAUUUAUAAAUUUCAGAUGCCACAUAUCAGUAUAUCUGCAAACAAAAUAUUGUAUUUGUACUAUAUUUAUGUACUGAUAUCUUGUUUUAUUGUUUUUCAUUCUUUUUAUCAUCGUUUAUUUUGUACAUGCAAAACAUGCACAAAAAUCCUCUUUGUCUAGAUUAAACAUAAAUGUAGCAGUAUAUAUUCCUGUAAUGGCAGAUAUUCACUUAUUUUGUCUACUGUAAACACUCAACUGGCCAAAGAAAAAUAAAAAAUUAAUAAAAUAAACAAUAAACAGUUGUGCUCUUACAACAGUCUUUACUGUUGAAAAAUUGUCAGCUGCUAAUCCUAUUUAAUAUUGUGUAAUCACAGAACUCUCAAAUGUAAAAAGAUCAUGUAAGAUUUGAGGAUUUCACAGCGGUGAGUAUGAAGAUUUCUGUCUUCUGGGUUGUUGCGCUGUGUAGUCUGGUAUAUGUUUACGAACGUAUACUGCCUCCAUCAUCAGGGCGAUACAUUACAUACUGAAACUUUGGUAAACAUCUACCAGAAUACACAGCGCAACAACCCAGAAGACAGAAAUCUUCGUAAAAAGGUUAUAUUAACAUGUUCACUUUCAGAAAAUUAAUUAAUAAAUGUGUUGAGGUGUAGUAUGUGCAGUGGAUCAUAGCAAGACUUGACUAACCUGCUGUUUUUGCUGGUGAUAACUAAAAGAAAUUGUAUUUCCUGAAUUUUGUUUUUCAAAUUACUAAUAGAAAUUCAUAUUGUAUGUAAUGAACUGUAGAGGCAUGCCACUGUUGAGAUCAUAACUUUGUUUUUGUUUUUUAAUUUAAAAUGAACUGGUAAUAGUGUGGCCUGAAAGUUCUAUGUACUUAUAUACAGUGGUAAUGGUUUUUAGAAUUGUAAUUACUUUUAUAAUAAACGAGCAUUGGGGAAUGUUUUGACCAGUAGACAGCUGUGCUGAUUAUUCCAUUCUUGCAAGCAGCAGUGUAGUAUGGUACAGUCAGUCCUCACUUUAAGGAGAUUUACAUUUCGAGCUUCGCUCAUGAGGACUUACGUGAUGUCGUGCAUAUCUUCUGCUUCGCUUGUCAUCCAAAAUUGACUGAACAGAAACGUGUAUUAACAAAAAUGCAAAUGCUGGAGUGUCGCACAGCCAGUCAGUGAAACCAGGAAAAUUACAUGAGUCAGUUUUCCUUACACCUCAUGCUCUGUGUUGGUAUGUAUCUUGUGAAGAUUUUGUUGUCUUUUAACUGUUUUGUGGUUUAUACCCCAUUGAUCCUGGCUCACAGGAAGAGAUGUAUGAACAGUUUUUCUUCAAAAAAUGUUUGUAUGCUUUUAUGAAAUGUGUAGUAAUUUACUGUGUUUCUGUAGCUUGUAUGUGUCAUAUCAGGCAAUAAAACUGUAUUGUAUUUUU